UAGCGUGAGCCUUAUUUAAAGCCUUUUGCUUAUAAAUGUUAAUGAGUUUCUUAUUUUUUUCCCCAUUUGGCGAAAAGAGUUUUUCUGCAGCUCAUCAAAAGAGGCGAGGAAAAUCUAUUUCCCGUAAGUUGGAUGAUUUGACUAUACAUUUAGAUCAAGGCUACUUUGGUUAAUUUUAUAUGAAAUAUUCGGAAUUUAGGGUUUAGGCUUAAAAUUAUUUGUUUUGGAAAGAACGUAAAAUAUCUGUAUAAAAACAAGCAAAAGUCUUCAACUUCUACUCGAAUGAUAACAAGCUCGUUUUAAAAAAUAACAGCUGGCGGAAUAAAUAAUUCAUCUACACAAUGGAUAUUAGGAAAAUCAAGUUAGAUGUAUACGUUAAGAUAUUUCAAAAUGACUUACCUGCAGUGUGAAAAAUUAGCACAGGAUUUAAAUUGUUCUGCCUCCUAAGAAAUAAUACCUAGCCUCAUCGAGAUACCGCUUUUCCACUUGUUUAAUGUAAUUUCAAACUGCUUUUUUCAAGCUGAUGGUCUUCGUUUCAGUUGCUAGGAUAUAAGCUCUUAGCUGCCAGUAUCAUACCACACCCGCUAAAGAGCCCAAUUCCCGCUAAAAUCUCUAGAGGAAAUGAAUACUUACUGAGUGCGUGCAUUCAAAAUCAAUUACUCUUGGUAAAAACUGAAGUAAAAACCGUACUAAAUGUAGAAAAGCGAUCUCAAAAAUGUUGGAGUUUUUCGUUCUAACUGCUCUAAUUUUCGUAUUCUAUAGUCAACCAACACGGACCUCGCCGCAGUGGUAUUCUUGAAAUGGUGCUGGCCAUUCCCACAUCGACCACACCCACUAAUUAUGUUUUCAUGCAUCAAAACUCGACCGUGCCCUCUACAAAAGAUAAAGGCCGAAAAUUCGACGCUGUCAACAAAGCACCCUCCAAAACAAAUUUGUACUCUGUAGUAAACGAGAAAAAAGUGACCAACGGUGUGUCUGUUGUUAAAAAUGCCACAAACGGAAUGAAAAACUUGACGACAUAUUCAUUUGCGCAACCGAACAGUUUUCCACAGCCAACUAGUAUUCCACCAAUCGAUACAAUGUCGGAAGCAUGGCCAAAUCCAAUGGGAUCGAUCGAUAACGAAAUGGAGGACAUCGGAAGUCCAACUUCAAUGCAACCGAUUGCGAACGAGAUGAACGAUGAAGAAAAAAUACCUGGUAUAGCUGAUAUUUCCGACAUGGAGCGUAUUCCGUUAGACUUUCAAGAAGAGGAGCCAUGGGAAAGGAGUCAAGCUACUGCCAGUCACGUGACUCACAGUCACACCACGCACGGUCUUGAUGGUUCUGGUGUUGGCCAUGCUGCGCGUAGGCAUGUUGUUCCUGCUCCGCGUAGACGCAGGAUGAAGUUAGAUGUUAAGGACUGGAAUAAAGUGACUGGUGCAUAUGUGAGAAGGAGGGAGUAUCAUACUCAGAGAGGUCAGCUGAGAAUCUGGAGUACUACGCCUAAAGCUGGUCGGUUGGGAAGGAAAGGCAAGUUAAAGUUCGAGAAUGAAAUUCCCCCAAUCCACAAGGUUAGAAAAUUCACGAUGAACAAAACCUGUCCUCCCUGUUCGUUUGUGAAAACGAGGAAGUCGAAAAAGAAAAUGUCAAUUCCACCUCCCAAACCUAUCGAUCCAAUCCAGCCAUUGCUUGAAAAAUUUGAAAAAGAGAAAGAAGUCAGUGAUAUUAAAGAACACACAGUGGACAUUGAAAAAGUUCAACCGAAUGAAGCAAUUGAUAAACAUCUGAAAACUUUGGAAAAUCAGCCAGACAUCACAUCAAUUUCUGAACAUCUUUCAAAGGAACAAAUUCAAGAUAUCGUGCCGAUAGAAAAUCAUCAACUAGAACUCAAAACAAACUAAGGAAUUUUUUUUGGAUUGAAAGUUGGAGGAAAAGAA
Pocillopora damicornis (cauliflower coral) is the source of this 1916-nucleotide messenger RNA. RefSeq lists its product as uncharacterized. The record is from RefSeq and is a predicted model, not a curated record. Lineage: Eukaryota; Metazoa; Cnidaria; Anthozoa; Scleractinia; Pocilloporidae.